Molecule: messenger RNA, 2158 nt
Organism: Condylura cristata (star-nosed mole)
Lineage: Eukaryota; Metazoa; Chordata; Mammalia; Eulipotyphla; Talpidae
Gene: ADCY2
Product: adenylate cyclase 2 (brain)
Exons: 18
Coding region: 41-2158 (705 amino acids)
Biological process (GO): intracellular signal transduction; cAMP biosynthetic process; adenylate cyclase-activating G protein-coupled receptor signaling pathway
Cellular component (GO): plasma membrane
Molecular function (GO): adenylate cyclase activity
Source: RefSeq, a predicted model, not a curated record
GGAGCGGCUGCUGCUGUCGCUGCUGCCGGCGCACAUAGCCAUGGAGAUGAAGGCCGAGAUCAUCCAGCGGCUGCAGGGCCCCAAGGCCGGCCAGAUGGAGAACACCAACAACUUCCACAACCUCUACGUCAAGCGCCACACCAACGUGAGCAUCCUGUACGCUGACAUCGUGGGGUUCACCCGGCUGGCCAGUGACUGCUCCCCGGGAGAACUGGUCCAUAUGCUCAACGAACUCUUCGGAAAGUUCGACCAAAUUGCGAAGGAGAACGAGUGCAUGCGGAUAAAGAUCUUAGGAGACUGCUACUACUGCGUGUCGGGGCUGCCCGUGUCGCUUCCCAACCACGCCAAGAACUGCGUGAAGAUGGGGCUGGACAUGUGUGAAGCCAUAAAGAAAGUGCGGGACGCCACGGGCGUGGACAUCAACAUGCGGGUCGGGGUGCACUCCGGGAACGUCCUCUGCGGCGUGAUCGGCCUGCAGAAGUGGCAGUACGAUGUGUGGUCCCACGACGUCACCUUGGCCAACCACAUGGAGGCCGGAGGGGUGCCCGGGCGCGUUCACAUUUCGUCAGUCACCCUGGAGCACCUGAACGGCGCUUAUAAAGUGGAGGAGGGAGACGGGGACGUCAGGGACCCCUAUUUAAAGCAGCACCUCGUGAAAACCUACUUUGUCAUCAACCCCAAGGGGGAACGGCGGAGCCCCCAGCACCUCUUCAGACCUCGCCACACCCUGGAUGGAGCCAAGAUGAGGGCCUCUGUCCGCAUGACCCGCUACCUGGAGUCCUGGGGGGCAGCCAAGCCGUUUGCGCACCUGCACCACAGAGACAGCAUGACGACGGAGAACGGCAAGAUCAGCACCACGGAUGUUCCGAUGGGUCAGCAUAAUUUCCAGAAUCGCACUUUGAGAACCAAGUCUCAAAAGAAAAGAUUUGAAGAAGAGCUGAACGAAAGGAUGAUUCAAGCAAUUGAUGGAAUUAAUGCCCAAAAGCAGUGGCUCAAAUCCGAAGACAUCCAGAGAAUCUCCUUGUUUUUCUACAAUAAAAUACUAGAAAAAGAAUACCGGGCCACCUCGCUGCCGGCCUUCAAGUACUACGUGACCUGCGCCUGCCUCAUCCUCGUCUGCAUCUUCCUCGUGCAGAUUCUCGUGCUGCCCAAGACGUCCGUCCUGGGGAUCUCCUUCGGAGCCGCCUUCCUCUCGCUGGCCUUCAUCCUCUUCGUGUGCUUUGCCGGACAGCUGUUGCAGCGCAGCAAGAUGGCCUCGGCCCCCCUCCUGUGGCUCCUGAAGUCCUCGGGCAUCAUCGCCGACCGGCCCUGGCCGCGCGUCUCCCUCACGGUGGUCACCACGGCCAUCAUCCUGACCAUGGCGGUGUUCAACAUGUUUUUCCUGAGCGACUCAGAGAGGACGCCCCCGCCCGCGGGCAACAUGUCCAACGCCAGCUCCACCGGAGACCAGGCCGCCGAACAGCGCGCCCGGAGCUUGUUUUUCCUCCCGUACUUCAUCUACAGCUGCAUCCUGGGGCUGAUCUCCUGCUCUGUGUUUCUGCGGGUGAACUACGAGCUGAAGAUGCUGAUCAUGACGGUGGCCCUGGUGGCCUACAGCACCAUCCUGCUGCACACGCACGCUGGCCUCCUGGACGGAUACAGCCAGGUCCUGUUUAAGAGGCCAGGCAUCUGGAAAGACCUGAAGACCAUGGGCCCCGUGUCGCUCUUCAUUUUCUUCAUCACUCUGCUGGUUCUGGGCAGACAGGACCUGUACCACCAGUCGUACGACUGCGUCUGCGUCAUGUUCGCCUCCAUCCCGGACUUCAAAGAGUUCUACACGGAGUCGGACGUGAACAAGGAGGGCCUGGAGUGCCUGCGGCUCCUGAACGAGAUCAUCGCCGACUUUGACGAUGCCCUGCUGUGCGCAGGCAUCAACCACGGCCCCGUCAUCGCCGGCGUCAUCGGCGCGCAGAAGCCGCAGUACGACAUCUGGGGGAACACGGUGAACGUGGCCAGUCGCAUGGACAGCACCGGCGUCCUGGACAAGAUCCAGGUGACCCAGCCGCCCCAGCCACCCAGCUCCCCGAGUGGCACCCGGGAGCACAGAGACUGGAGAGUGGAAACCAAGUCUGUCAUCCGUGUUUCUCCUGGACGACGGCGGCGGCCCUGGCGGCUGUAA